AUGGCAAAGACACUUAACAAGCUGACGCAGUCUGCAAGCAGGAGACGGCUCAAACCAUCCUCCUCGCCACCCCUCAGCCCUCCCGCGCCCGCAGCAGACCCCCCCCCCCCCCAGGUGCCCGAGACCCUCGCCACUGCGCGGGUCCCCGCGCCCCCGCCGGCUCGCGGCCAAGCGAGCCCCGAGAGAACCGGGUUGGGGGCGGGGGAUGACGGCGGCGAGAGCCCCGGCGGGGCGGGGCGGGCCCGCACGUCCCGGCCGGGCUGCGGCGGUGCGAGCCGGGCCAGCGCUGCAGAAGGCGGCGGCUGGCUCGCCGGGACGGUCACAUCCCGCUGCAGGGGCUGGCGGGGGCAGCCGCACUGCCUCGCGCCCGGGGGACCCAGGCCCGCGGCCAGGCCGCUCCGGCAACGCCCCCUGCUCCCUGGCAGGCUGAGCUUGAGGUGGGGGGGGGGGGCUCCCCAGACCCGCGCCCGUGCCCCCUCCGCAGCUCGGCCCCGCGCUGCCCGCCUCGCCGGGCCGGCGCCGGGAUGGGGUAGGGGCAGCGCCAGAGUCGGGCGAUGGGCCCCGCUCUGGGCACGGAGCAGCCCCCCGAGGCCUGACCGACCGCGAGGACCCGCGGAGGACCCCGCCUGGAAUGUCAAGCGGAUACCCCCGUGCCCCGCAGCGGACGCGGUGGGGACCAUGGCUUCGCUGAUGCCCCUCUCCCCAUAUCUAAGCCCCACGGUCCUCUUGCUGGUCAGCUGCGACCUGGGCUUUGUGAGAGCGGAUCGGCCGCCCUCUCCUGUGAAUGUGACUGUCACUCACCUCAGAGCCAACUCAGCCACCGUGUCCUGGGACGUCCCAGAAGGCAACAUCGUCAUUGGCUACUCCAUUUCCCAGCAACGGCAGAACGGCCCCGGGCAGCGUGUGAUCAGAGAGGUGAACACGACCACGCGGGCUUGUGCGCUCUGGGGCCUGGCUGAGGACAGCGACUACACGGUGCAGGUCAGGAGCAUCGGCCUCCGAGGAGAGAGCCCUCCAGGGCCCCGGGUGCACUUCCGAACUCUCAAGGGUUCUGACCGACUACCCUCCAACAGCUCCAGCCCAGGUGACAUCACAGUGGAGGGCCUGGAUGGAGAGCGGCCGCUGCAGACGGGGGAGGUGGUCAUCAUCGUGGUGGUGUUGCUCAUGUGGGCUGCUGUAAUUGGGCUGUUCUGCCGUCAGUAUGACAUCAUCAAAGACAACGACUCCAACAACAACCCCAAGGAGAAGGGGAAGGGGCCAGAACAGAGUCCUCAGGGAAGGCCAGCGGGGACAAGACAGAAAAAGUCACCAUCCAUCAACACCAUCGACGUUUGAGUGACGAAACAGAACCCGAAGACCACUGCGCUAAGGACCUGGGGCUAGGGCUGGGGUCAGGGACAGCCUACGAUGGUGAUCUGCCCGAGUCUCCCAGAGGGUGAUGGCACUCCCACACUCUCAGGCUGGUACCCAUCCUCUUUCCACUGUGAGCAGGGCCAGAAGGUAGGUCUGUUAGAGUCUGCACCCCUGGACAUGGAGAGCGGCUACGAGAUGGGAUAGCUCCUCCCAUCCCGCAGGCCCAGGGGAGAGUGACCUGU
Molecule: messenger RNA, 1595 nt
Organism: Lepus europaeus (European hare)
Lineage: Eukaryota; Metazoa; Chordata; Mammalia; Lagomorpha; Leporidae
Gene: FNDC4
Product: fibronectin type III domain containing 4
Exons: 8
Coding region: 1-1335 (444 amino acids)
Molecular function (GO): protein binding
Source: RefSeq, a predicted model, not a curated record